GAUGCUCAGAGGAACCGUGAAAAAGCUGUACAGUUUCUGAAGUCCAGCUUGGCAAGGGUUCGUGAGAAAGAAGCAAGGCAGGAGCAGCAGCACCAGGAGUACAUGUGCAGGAGGAUGGAAACGGUGUUAUCCCUGAAGAACAACAUCACUUCAACUCGGGAGAACUUCCGAACCCUUCAGACCCGGGAUAAAGCCCUUGCGCUGGAAGCCAGAGAGCAAGAGCAGAAAAUGAAGGAGGCCAUCCAGGCGCAGGGCCUCGAUGUCACCCGGGAGCUUUUGCUCCAUAAACGACAGGAAGAGUUCGAGAGGCAGAAGAAGGAAUUUACGGAACAGCAGAAAGCGAAGAAAAUUGAGAUCGUAGCUCGGAUUUUGAAAGAAGAAGCUCAGCUGGAGAAAGUGAGGAAACAGUCCCGCCCGUGGAGACAGAAAAAGAAGGGAAAGCUCUCUGAUGCUAUAAGGUGGCGCAGAAAAACAUGGCGGUAUAUAGAGAACGCGUGUGCUGAGCCGGAUGCAACUGUUACUCAGAAAUCCUGGCGCACCCCUUCACCUUGUUCUUCCCCGGAUGACAAAAAAGAUGGCCUGGAGGAGUCUUCUCGGAAAGCAACCGAAGAGAUGGCUCAUAAAAGCAAACACGAAGGAAAGGAGGAAGACUCAAGGGAGACUCUAGCUGAACCGGAGUUUACAGGAAUUUGGGAUCAAGAGUGCGACAUAUCCAAGGUGCCAGAUGGCAGAAUGGAUUCCAAACCUUUGGGUGCCAGUAAAACGGAAAAGGAUAUCUUUGCUCGAAACUUGGAGAAGCUGCACAGCGGAGUCAUCCACAAACAUCGAGUCUCUGGGCGUGAAUUUAAGGGGUGCCCUUUCUACAGCAAGCCAAGCCUUAUUCACUUCAAGGACUUUGAUGUCGGUAAAACCUAUAAAAAGAAGGUGAUUUUGAUCAACGCCUUCUAUAGCAUUAACUACUGCAAGCUAGUGGGAGUCAGUGAACACCUCAAAGACUUCUUCACUGUUCAUUUUGACCCCCCUGGCCCCAUGUCUGCUGGAAUGUCAUGCGAAGUCGGUGUGACCUUUAAACCAAUGAUAAACGAAGAUCUCGAAGGAGAAGUCGCCUUUUUAUCUCACAUUGGCUCCUUUUCAAUCCCGUUAAAAUGUUCAACCAAGAAAUGUGUGCUGGCACUAGAUAAAGAGCUCAUUGACUUCGGCACUCAUGUGGUGGGAGAGACAAUUUCACGGACCAUCACCUUGACGAACAGCGGGGCCUUGGCAACGCGGUUCCAGCUCUGCAGAUCAGCCGGCUCGGGUGCCGCGCGCAUGGUGAUAUCACCCCCUUCCUUCGAGAGAGCGGUUACCGAAGGUGAUAUUGGGCCCUUCAGCUCUGUCAAACUGCAGAUUAUUUUCACUCCAGCAGUUCCUGGGGAUGUUCGUGCUGAAUUUGAGAUUACCUUUGACAACUUUGACACACCCGCCUGCGAUCCAGGUGGUUUGCACUUCAGUGCCGUUGCCGUUUCUGUGGCCGUGCCUGUAUGGGUGCCCAAUCCAGAUGUCGACCUCAAAAUCUGUAUGUACGACAGGCUGUAUCAGGACUGCAUCAUCAUUCAAAGUAGAGCAACGUCUGCACUACGCUUGAAGUUUGAGGUUUGCAAGGAACUGGCCAAUCACAUGGAACUGCUUCCAAAGACAGGCUACAUUCAAGCCCAUUCAUCCUUCAGUGUGCAGCUGAAGUUCCUGCCAAGGAAAUCUCUUCUGGAAGACGCAGGAAAGUACUUUGAUGAGCAGACCAGGGUCUUGGAAGUCCCAAUGACUAUAGUAGUUUCAGAUCAGAGCAAGCCAGUUGAAUUUACCGUCCACGCAGUCAUCACCACCUCCGAUCUGGAGAUCAGUCCAACAGAGGUGGAUUUUGGAUACUGCUCCAUCUAUGAAGCAGUCCAGAGCACAAUCACGCUCACAAACAAAGCUCUUCUGCCCCAGGAGUUUGGCUUUGUAGGGCUCCCAGAGUUUGUAGAAAUUCAGCCUGAUGAUGGAUUUGGAACUCUCCUCCCCCUUGAAAGUUUGAACCUGGACAUAAUCUUCAAAGCCAACAAGGCAAAGGAAUACAGCUUUGAGCUGACCUGCAAGACUGAGAUCAAUAGACAGUUCAAGCUGUCGUGCAAAGCCAUCGGCGUCCACCCUCCUCUGGAGCUCUCCCAUUCCUUGGUUCAGUUUGCCGCCACCGCUCUCAAUGAUGUGUCGACAGCCACCCUCUUUGUGAUCAAUAACCACGUGAGCCUCAAUCAGUUCACCCACGCCGUCCCAAGGAUCGGCAAGGGAGACGUCGCCCCCGUCGGGCCCACCUCCUUCCAGUUUGUCAUCCCCGAAGAUUCUCCUGUCACGAUCAUGCCGUGUGUUGGAACGGUUCUGCCUGGGAAGAAGUCCUUGGUGGAAGUGUCCUUCCGCCCAGUGUUGAGCGAACAGAUGAUCAGGCAAGAGGCAGUCGAAAUGGCACGCCGGGCUGCAGAAAUGAAGGAGAAGAAGGCCCGGGAGCUGGAACUGCAGAGGAAGAAGGAGGAGUCCCUGGCUGGACGGAGGAGACUGGGAAGUGGCUCCUUCCUGGGCCAGUUCUCGAGGGACAAAUACAGCAAGCAGGCCCUGAAGGUGUCAGAGGUGCCCGAACCGGAAAACAUUCUGCUAAAUUCUGAAGAAUACAUCGCAGCUCAUUUGGCGCUGAUUCGGAAUUUCACUGAUCGAUUUGAGAGAUUUAUUGUACCCUGCCUGGUCGCAAGCGGUGCUAUAGAUGAGAAGAAAGAACCCGAAAACUUGCAGUACAGUCCGUAUAAUACCUUGUACCUAGAGCUUCAUUGUCCUUCCGUGGCGCCCUCUCUGCUGUUGCUUUCGAACAAUGGGAGAAGCACCAUCAACUUUGGCUGCAUUGCUGUGGGGCACAGAGUUAUGAAAGAACUCAAGAUACAGAACAUUUCCCAAGAACAACUACCUCUGGGAUAUUCCCUCUUGAGUCCCUUUGGACCCUUCUGGUUGUUGAAUCCCGUUCGUAUGCUUGAGGAAGGAGAAUCCCGAGAGCUCAGCAUCUCGUUCUGUCCAGAGGAAAGCAGAGCGUUCUGUGAAAUGCUGGGAAUCCGAAGCCAGAAAGCGACCCUCUCCAUCACUUUGAUCGGCGAGGGAGUGAUCCCUUCGAUCCUUUGCUCGGUGGAAGGAGACGUCUUCAACCUGGGCCAUGUCGUCGCCAAGGAAACGGCCAUUUCCACCUUUAAGAUAGAGAAUACGUCCUCCAUAGCCCUGAAAUUCUCCAUCCUUCUCGAGUCUCUCUCACCAAAUCGGGACAAAGAGCAGCAGAAGCUUCCCACUUUCCUCUCAUCUCCAGGGAAAACGGAUUUAGUGGGUACACAGAACUACAGCGGUCUGAGUGUGUUCAGCGUCUCCCCAGUCGAAGGUACCGUUGGUGUCGGAAAGACCCAGGAGUUCACCAUCACCUUCAGCCCCGACCACGAGAGCCUGCAUUAUUCCGACUGCCUAAAGAUCAUGCUCUUUGACAAGGAAGUCAUCCGUGUCAUCCAGCUGAAAGGGGCCGCGAGGAACCACAUGAUGUACGUGGAAGGAGGCGACCCAUUGGAUGUGCCCGUAGAGUCACUGGCCCUGACGACGUCUCUGGCAGAAGAAGCAGCCAAACUCACAAAACCCAUCCUUCUGAGGCUGGAGUGCGUUCAGUCCGAGACCUUGGUGAUCCCGGCUGUCAGGGAGCUGCGAGUGGGUGGAAUACGAACUGCCCAGUUCCCCUCGAAGAAGAAUGUCGAAUUCAGCUGGGAAAGCCUGUCCAUCCUGCAGAUGAAAGGAUUCACCAUUGAUCCUGUGAAAGGAACGGUCGAUCGCGGGCAAACCAAAGCCAUUACUGUUUCUUGGGCGCCCCCUGCUGGCUUAGAUCCUGAUCAGCUUGUGACAGGGACGGCCAUGCUGACUCUGAAAGGGGACGUUAAAGAAGUUUACAGCGUCUACUUCAUGAGCAGGAUCGUGACCAAGACCCCCUGCUAA
This is a messenger RNA of Gekko japonicus, 4017 nucleotides long. RefSeq names its product cilia and flagella associated protein 74 (gene CFAP74). The coding region runs from base 103 to 4017 and encodes 1304 amino acids. The record is from RefSeq and is a predicted model, not a curated record. The transcript is spliced from 30 exons. Lineage: Eukaryota; Metazoa; Chordata; Lepidosauria; Squamata; Gekkonidae.